AUGCGGAAACCGUCCAUACCCGAGUUGAUCUACCAAAGAACGUUCCCCAAGCCCAAGCAAGGGGAUCCAAGUUCCUUCUAUGCAUUCGUCCACCGUCACAUUGUGGCAGAGAUCCGAACAGAGGUACAGACAUACUAUGGGGCUCUGGACACACUAGAAGCACAAUAUCCAGGUCUUGACUACACCUAUCUUCCGCACCGCCGCCGGCUGUCGAGACACACUUGGCAUAGGAGGCUGUUCCGUGUGUUUGAUGAUUUGGGGUUGACCAAUGAUGAGAUUCUGAGUCUGUGUCAAUGGGAAGGGACAAGAGCGGCCAAAGAAAGAUACGAGCGGGAGGCACAAACGGAAGUCAAGACUACGACCGGCAACGACCUCCCUACAACGACCCGCGGAUCCGGUCCCAGGGCGGUGUGGGAGGAUUGGAGUCGUUCAGCCCCGGGCCCAGCAUCACCGGCUUACACCGCGAUUCCUGAAGCCGACGAGGUCGAAGACACAGAUAUGCCCGAACCUCAGCAGCCCACCGAUGACCAGUCAGGAAGUUCAGAGUAUGACAUUGUCGGCCUGGUCCGGGAUGCCAUGCAAGAACGAUUAACUGGGACCUCACUGGCAAUUAGUGAAGAAUGGGAGCAGUGGCUGAAAGAUGCACUUGAGCGGCACACCGUUGACGUCGAUGUUAUCCUGGCCGCUGUUCAAGAGUUGGAGCCUCAAGUACUCGGUACUGUAUCCGACCACACAGGAGAUCUCGACUUCACACCUGCAACAACCCCUUCACUGUCAUCUCCACCUACAGCACAGUCUUCCCACGGUCACAUUUAUGACGAGCCCCACGACAUUCUUAAUGAUCCCGACACCAUGAAUGCCCAUCUGGCAGUCCUUAACAGUGCGCCUCUGUCUUUGUCAAGAUCACAGACCGAAGCAGCAAGGUAG
Molecule: messenger RNA, 927 nt
Organism: Exophiala viscosa
Lineage: Eukaryota; Fungi; Ascomycota; Eurotiomycetes; Chaetothyriales; Herpotrichiellaceae
Exons: 1
Coding region: 1-927 (308 amino acids)
Source: RefSeq, a predicted model, not a curated record